This is a messenger RNA of Diaporthe amygdali, 2352 nucleotides long. Its product is annotated as 6-phosphofructokinase-like protein. Gene Ontology annotation, biological process: canonical glycolysis; fructose 1,6-bisphosphate metabolic process; fructose 6-phosphate metabolic process. The transcript has a single exon. NCBI's taxonomy places the organism in Eukaryota, Fungi, Ascomycota, Sordariomycetes, Diaporthales, Diaporthaceae. Gene Ontology annotation, cellular component: mitochondrion; 6-phosphofructokinase complex; cytoplasm. The coding region runs from base 1 to 2352 and encodes 783 amino acids. Gene Ontology annotation, molecular function: 6-phosphofructokinase activity; AMP binding; fructose-6-phosphate binding. The record is from RefSeq and is a predicted model, not a curated record.
AUGGCGCCUGUCAAGAAGAAGAUCGCCAUCAUGACCUCGGGAGGUGACUCCCCGGGCAUGAACGGCGUGGUCCGAGCCUGCGUCCGUAUGGCACUGCACAUGGGCUGUGAUGCCUACUGUGUCUAUGAGGGCUACGAGGGCCUUGUCAGAGGAGGUGACUACAUCCGGAAAAUGGCGUGGGACGACGUCCGUGGCUGGCUUUCCGAGGGCGGUACUCUCAUCGGCACCGCCCGAUGCAUGGCAUUCUACGAGCGACCCGGCCGCCUGACUGGCGCCAAGAACAUGAUCCUCAACGGCAUCGACGCCCUCAUCAUCUGCGGCGGUGACGGCUCCCUGACUGGCGCAGACAAAUUCCGAGCGGAAUGGCCCUCACUCUUGGAUGAGCUGAUCGAGAAGAAAGAGCUCACCAAGGAGCAGGUUGCCCCUUUCCGGCACCUGAACAUCGUGGGCACCGUUGGCUCCAUCGACAACGACAUGUCUGGAACUGAUGCUACUAUUGGUGCCUACUCUGCGCUCUCGAGAAUCUGCGAGAUGGUCGACUAUAUCGAGGCCACUGCCUCAUCACACUCCCGUGCCUUCGUCGUCGAGGUCAUGGGCCGGCAUUGCGGCUGGCUGGCGCUCAUGACCGGUGUUGCAACCGGAGCUGACUUUGUCUUCAUUCCCGAGAAGCCCAGAGAGGACAACUGGAGGGAGGAGAUGUGCGCCAUCAUCAAGAAGCACCGCAGUCUGGGCAAGAGGAAGACGAUUGUCAUCAUUGCUGAGGGUGCUCACGACAAGUACGGUGGCAAGAUCUCUCCCGAUAUGGUCAAGGAUCUUCUUGCAGACCCCAAUGGCCUUCACCUCGACACUAGAAUCACUACACUUGGUCACGUUCAGAGAGGUGGCACAGCGGUUGCCUACGACAGGAUGCUGGGUACCCUUCAGGGUGUUGAGGCCGUGAAGGCCGUCCUGGAGGCUACUCCUGAGACCGAGACAUGCUUCAUCGCUAUUACCGAGAAUCAGAUCGUCCGAAGGCCACUCAUGCAGGCCGUCCAAGACACAAAAGCUGUGGCCAAGGCUAUCGAAGCUCAGGACUUUGACAGAGCCAUGUCAUUGCGGGACACCGAGUUCGCGGAUCAGUACAAGUCGUACAUGCUGACAACAACGGCCAACCUCAGCUCACAGCACAUCCUCCCUGAGAACAAGCGCAUGAGAAUCGGCUUUAUCAACGUCGGAGCACCAGCUGGCGGCAUGAACGCGGCCAUACGAGGUGGCGUGGCUUAUUGCAUUUCCCGUGGACACGAGCCAAUUGCCAUUUGCAACGGAUUCGCCGGCUUCGCAAGACAUCACGGCGACAAGCCCAUUGGCGCUGUCCGUCCCUUCGACUGGCUCGAGGUCGAUGGCUGGGCAAGCAAGGGCGGUUCUGAGAUUGGAACCAACAGAGAGUUGCCCAAGGAGUCCGGGAUGGAACUGAUCGCUGAUCUCAUCAAGCUCUACAAGUUCGACGCCCUAUUCCUUAUUGGAGGGUUUGAGGCUUUCCACGCCGUCUCGCAGCUUCGCAUCGCCCAAAAGGACUUCCCCUCGCUGCGAAUCCCCAUGGUCGUUCUACCUGCGACUAUCUCCAACAACGUUCCUGGUACCGAAUACUCUAUCGGUUCCGACACCUGCUUAAAUGAGCUGGUCAGCUACUGCGACAAGAUCAAGCAAUCUGCCUCUGCUGCCCGCCGUCGUGUUUUCGUGAUUGAGACCCAGGGCGGUCGGUCCGGCUACGUCGCGACACUCGCCGGUCUCGGUGUUGGCGCUGUCGCCGUGUAUACCCCCGAAGAAGGCGUCAGCCUGGGCAUGCUCGAGGCAGACGUUAGGCACUUGAAGACAGUCUUCGCCAAGGACAAAGGCCAGUCGCGCGCUGGUCGGCUGAUUCUCAUCAAUGAGAAGGCUUCGAAGGUGUACAACGCCAAGCUUGUGGCGGACAUCAUUCGCGAUGAGGCCCAUGAUAGGUUCGAAUCCCGUGACAGCAUCCCUGGCCACGUGCAGCAAGGUGGUGUCCCCUCUCCUAUGGACCGGUCCAGAGCUGUGAGACUUGCUAUCAAGUCCAUUCAGCAUUUGGAGAAUUUCGGCAAGAACGCCGCAGAACGUGUAAUGUCCGACCCGAUGGGAAUGUCCGUGAUCGGAAUCAAGGGCGCGGACGUCGUGUUCACACCCAUGCAGGAGGUGGAGGAGCAAGAGACCGACUGGGCAAACCGACGGCCGACCAAAGGCUACUGGUGGUACAUGAAGGAGACCGUCGAUAUUCUCGGCGGCAGGCCGGACUAUCCUAAGCCCGAGAAGAAACUGUCUGGCUUAGCUGCGAAGGACGCGAAGCGCGGUAUAUAA